Messenger RNA from Solenopsis invicta (red fire ant), 4007 nucleotides. RefSeq lists its product as uncharacterized. Lineage: Eukaryota; Metazoa; Arthropoda; Insecta; Hymenoptera; Formicidae. The transcript is spliced from 5 exons. The record is from RefSeq and is a predicted model, not a curated record. The coding region runs from base 868 to 1509 and encodes 213 amino acids.
UAAGGACGGACCGGGGAGAUUCGCGUCCGACGCGAAGAACGGGACCGUCGUUGACGCGUGACCUCCCCGUGCGGACGUCGUCCACCGUCGCCGUCGCGGUGGUCUCUGGACGGCCGAGCGGACGGACAGGCCGACACCGGCCAGGACUGUCAUCGAUCGCCAGGAAAAACGGUAUCACAGGUGUUCGGCGGGCGAGCACGCGAUCGACCGGGCCAGCCAGACCCCGUUGUUGAACACUGAGAAAAAGAUCUCACGAUCAGAUAGCGGCGGAACGUGUUCCGAUAGCGAUCAGGCGAGAUCCGACCUGCUGGAGCCCGCAGCGACAAUGACACGCGCAUCUCACGCGCGAGCAAACCCGCCGACGACGGGUGUCCGUGAAGCCGAGCGGUCGGUCGGGAGGGAGCACCGGCUCUACGUCUGAGGUCCGAUUCGGCCACGAGGAUCCCCCCGAGCGAUCUAACCGGUCGUAAUAUGAAAUCGAUCGUGCUCGGGGGGAAAAGGAGAGAGGCAUGUAUCCGAUAACCUUUUUCAAUGGGAGGUGCCACCGGAAACAGUUGAUUCCUUUUCAAGACGAUCAACGAUCAGCGAUCUCAGAGCAGCGAUCGGAUGAUCGAGAUUCUUUCGACCUUCGCAGGCAAUAACAAUCGAUAGUGCGCCGCGUAACUACUUGUAUUAUUGAUCUCAAGCCACGAAAGCCCUCUGGUAAACCUAACGAGGCGAUCGAGGCGAUAAUUGCAGCUCUAAAGAGGAGAGAAAGAAGAAGAAUAAUUCUAGCGGUGCUAAUUAGCCGCAUUUCGAUGCUAUUUGCCUAAAUUAGGAAGAGACGCAAUUAGGAUCGACAUCGACUGCCAGGACGACGAGGACAGGAUGACGAGGACAAUGCAGAAGUUAGCGGUGAUGACCGCGAUGCAGAAGGCUCAUCAUAACGGCAGCAAUGCUUACGGGGAUGCGAGUAGCGCCUCGCCGGAGUAUAACGGCUCCUCGUCGACCAGCAAGAGCGGCGGCCGUUUCGACGCGGAUCUGCACGGCAAUGUUAACAUCCUUCUUGGCGGCGCCAUGAUCAGCGGUGUGAUCAUGAUGGUGGUGCUCAUAUGCUACUGCUGUCACAAAAACGUCCGGAAGCAUCGACCACAGGAGUACUCGCAGUACUGGAGGGCCGAGCCGGACAUUCACAGUCUGGAAGUCUUCACCAUGGACACGCAUUGCAUCGAGAGAUCGACAUCUCAGGCCCAUCAGGAAGAGGGAGUGCCUACGUCUGUUCCGCCCGUGACCUCGGGCCCGCCGCCGGCCUACGAAAGCCUCAUCUUCGACCCUCGGGCACUGCCCUCGCCGAUCGACAAGAAGGACGAAUCUGACGAUCCCGGCAGUAUUAUCUCGCCCCCGAUAAGCAACUUGCCCACCGAGUCGGAAGCCAAUAGGAUCAACAAGCGGGAGAAUAUCCCGAGGGACGAUCAGGGUUUACCUUCCUACGAAGCCGCCCUAAAAUUAGAAGCUGACGGCUAUGUUUAAACAGCGGAUAAACGCAGAUUUACUUCGAUCGCGAAUCUUCAAUCAUGAAAACUUCCAGGCUCCUAGGUGAAACGUUGUUACGGAUAUCAAGGAAAAAUUUUAUAAUCGAUAAGGUGACUAAGCUGUGGGCGAUCUCGCAAAAGCGUCUGUGAAAGAACGUCGUUCUGAACGGUGUAAAGUGUUGAGAUUGUUAUCGAGGAAAUGGAGGAAAAAAGAAAGAAGAGAUAGGCGGCCGAGUAAAUUUUCUAUGUAAAUUUGUAAACCAAAGGUGAAAGGAAUUUCUAGCGCAGUUUUGGAAAAUGUUAAGAAACUGUUAAGAAACUGCGCUUGAAUUAAGACGCAUAAAAGUACGAAAUAAUUUUAAUCAAAGAGAUGAGAAGGAAAAGAAGUUCUAAAAGAGAUUUAAUUUUGGACUUAAGAAAGAGACACUGCGCGUUAUACUAAGAAAUAUUCUAAAAAUUUUGGAAUAUUAUUUCACUCUGCCUUCUUGAAAGAUUCCAGAUAAUUUUUAAUAUUAGAAUGGUAGAAUAAGAAGUCAUACAAAAAAAAAUAAAGUGCCUGAACAUACAUCCUUUUCCCGAAACAUGUGUAAACGGAAGACAAGAUGAAAGAAAAGCGAUGAAGCAAUUUUUCGAAAGUACGUACUGUUUUUCUUUCCGUCUUGUCUGAACAAAAUGACAACACGUAAAAUCCUCGAGAAAGAGACUUUUCAUAGACAAAACGCAAUUUUCAAAAGAUGCAAUAUCUCGACUUUUCUAUUUUUCGAUGAUCUCUAUGAUUAAAUGCGUCUGUAAUUGUUUAAAUGUAAGAAAGAAAGCGUCAUACAUGAAGAGAAUUUUCUCCUAAACUUUAUUCUUGAAAACACGGUAAUCGUAGAACUAUAACAUCGAGGACUUUUAUAAUAAUUUUAGCAAAAUGUUACUAAAAUUAUAUUAAAAUUUGCACUUUUGCUAUAAUUAUAAUGAAAAUUUUAGUAGAAUUCUUUAAAGUCCAUGUUGUUCUAUGAUUACCAUGAUUGUAAGGGUAAAUUCUAAGAAAAAAUUCUGUGUAGAAAUAUACGUAUAUAUAUAUAUAUAUAUAUAUAUAUAUAUAUAGAUUUUAAAUUUAGAAUGUGCCGAAAUGUAGCACAAGUUAAUGUCAGUAUAUAAAAACGGUACGUAAGUUGUAGUUACAGGCAAUGAAUAGAAAGACCCAAUUUCAGAAGUAAUUACAUUUUAUAGAUCUUAAGAAGGGGAAUAGUUAACGGCAUAUUUUUCCCAGUCGGUCAUUAGUUUAAGAGAGCAAGAGCGGACAUACAAACGAGCAGCACCGUUAGAUUACAGUUUCCGUUUGAAUAAACAAUGCGCAUUGCUAUAAAGUAAAUGAUACUUCGCGUAAUGGGCGCACGACAUUUCGCGGAAUUUAUGCGCGUUUUCGCUAGGAAAGCGUUUCAAAACAUACCAUUUUACAUAGAACUCUAUUCUGUAAAAUAGAUGAAUAUGUAAAUAAAUAGCUGUGCAUUCAAUAUGCAUUUUCAAGCGUGCACCGGCGUAGCCGCAAUGACGAUUUAUCAUUAUGUCGACUGCAUGAAUAUUAAACAGCAAGUAUUAUUAUCGAUGAAGUUGUGCUUAACACGAAGGCCGAUACAUUAAUUUGAUUCAAUUGCAAAUGUAAGAUUUCGCACUUUUAGUUCGAAUGCGCGAGUAAGAACUUUUUUUCAAUUUCUAUCAACUACAAUUGCACAUAGAAAAAUAUCAAUUCUAUUACAACGAAAAAGAAUUACUGCUAAGAAAAAUAUUAGUUACGACUAUAUUUAACGGAGAAUAUUUUCUUGAUAAUAGUUUUAAAGUAUACUCAUAUCAUAAAUUUUAGAAAAACUCGUCAUGUAUAUAUAUAUAUAAUAUUCAAAAAUAAUAUAAAGAAAGAGAAAGAACUCUUUCGAAGAAUAUUAUAAAAUUUGAAUUUUUUUACUUUUUUCUGGGUGAUUUAGUGAUGCGAGUUAGCAGCGGUAUUAUUAUUGAAAUUAAUUUUUAAUUUAAUUAUGUGAUAAUACUGUUUUAGUUCAUUUUCAAGAGUUGUGUUUGAAACCAAAAGCAACGUAGUUCGAAUGAAUUGGAAGCUGUAUGUAAAUGUUACAUAUGAAAUAAUAUUUCAGCAUUAAGAUUUUACUAUGAUCGAUUUUACCUGGCCCAUCUUCUAUUUAAUUUGUUAUAAAAUUUUAUUGAACAAAAGUCAAAAUAAUAAAUAAAUCGCAUUUUUAUUUUAAUUUAGGUACUAUUUUUAAUUGAAAAUUAAACUUACUAGGAGUCAGAAUAUUUUCAAAAAAUUUGAUAAACUUAAAAUAAAUUUGCGAAUAUAUGAAUUUAUAUGAAAUACUUGAAAUAAGUAAUAUUUACAGUAGGGUAACUCCAUUAUACGUGUCUAUCAAAAACUUUAAUUUAUCUAGUUAUUAUUUACUAUGUAAGGAAAAUGAACCUUAUCAAUAAAAACUUAUUUAUGUUCUUAUAUUUAAAAAAAAA